Messenger RNA from Funneliformis caledonium, 266 nucleotides. The record is from the annotation of a GenBank genome assembly. NCBI's taxonomy places the organism in Eukaryota, Fungi, Glomeromycota, Glomeromycetes, Glomerales, Glomeraceae.
AUGCUCCAAGAAAGUUCAAAAUACCGGGAGGUCCUUAUUUUGUACCUAUAGUUGGUUCUUUAUUUGACAUAGUAUUAUUAGCUUCGGCUCAUAAAGCAGCCAUUGAAAGAUUAUUUAUUUGGAUGGCUAUCGGAUUAGUUAUUUACUUUGUAUAUGGAAGAAGGAAUUCUACAGCUAAUAAUAAAAAUGAACCGAAGGUUGAAAAGCGAGAGGCAAUUAAAAACAGCGAGGGAGUCAUUGAGAUGAUAAAUGUUGUAGAUAAGUAA